Theileria orientalis strain Shintoku is the source of this 153-nucleotide messenger RNA. RefSeq lists its product as hypothetical. Lineage: Eukaryota; Apicomplexa; Aconoidasida; Piroplasmida; Theileriidae. The record is from RefSeq and is a predicted model, not a curated record.
AUGGGGAAGCGUGAAACUGCCGAGUUGACCAGUAAAUUUAUUCCACAUCAGCAACUUAAAAAAUACAUGAAUUUAAAUUUAUCCCCCGAUUCCGAGAGUUUAUGCAAGGUACGUGCAGUUUACACACGGACACCAGCACUGUAUACACCCUAG